Messenger RNA from Drosophila guanche, 1217 nucleotides. RefSeq names its product putative gustatory receptor 59e (gene Gr59e). NCBI's taxonomy places the organism in Eukaryota, Metazoa, Arthropoda, Insecta, Diptera, Drosophilidae. Gene Ontology annotation, biological process: sensory perception of taste. Gene Ontology annotation, cellular component: membrane. The transcript is spliced from 2 exons. The record is from RefSeq and is a predicted model, not a curated record. The coding region runs from base 1 to 1212 and encodes 403 amino acids.
AUGAACAGUUCAAGUUGCAAUCGCUGGGGAGCUCUCCUGCUGACCAUCAGCCGUUGCCUGGCCGUGGCUCCCACGGCACGAAAGGGAUUUGCUCGAUGGAUCCACUGUCUUUGGUGCGUAGUUCUGCUGGGCUACGUGUGGACUGGUUGCAUCUGGCAGUGCGUUGUGUUUGACGCCGAAAUGCCAACCAUCGAGAAGCUGCUGUAUCUGAUGGAGUUCCCAGGCAACAUAGCGAUCACUGGCCUCCUGGGGUACCACGCUGUUCUCAAUAGUCCCUACGCCAAGGAAGUGGAGACGCAGAUUCAUCGCCUGAUCUGCGAGCAGGAUGUGGGAGUGGCGCAGAGACUUUACCAGCAGCACGGGAAGAGAACUCGUCUCCUGCUCGUGCACACCAUCGUAUUUCACGGUGUCUGCGUUGUGGUGGAUAUUGUAAAUUACAAAUUCAACUGGUGGACCACAUGGAUCAGCAAUAGUGUCUACAACUUGCCUGCUCUGAUGGUCAGCCUCGGUGUGCUGCAAUAUGCCCUCGCCGUGCACUUUCUCUGGCUGCUGCAAGCUCAUCUUUGCCACCGUCUGGCGGAGUUUCAAAUGCGCCAAAGGCCACCACAAGGUAUCGUUAAUCUGGACGCUCGCUACGAUCUGUUUUUUGCUGCCCUGGUGGAUGCUGGCGGAUGCUCUUCUCAGGUGCUGGAGGAGCUGCGCUCAACGUACACUGCCAUAGAUCGCCAGCACAGGCAGUUGCUGGACAAGUUUGGUCCCUUCCUGCUGCUCAACUUUGGAAACUCUCUCUGCAGCUUCUGCGUGGAGCUCUACAUGGUCUUCAACUUCUUUGAGCAACCGCAAUGGGCAGCAAUGGGCAUGUUACUGCUCUACCGCCUACUGUGGCUCGUCAUGCACGGCGGACGCAUCUGGAUCAUCCUGGCCGUCAACGAACAGCUGGUGGAGCAGGAGUGCCACUUGUGUCUUCAGCUCAACCAGCUGGAGGUGUGUGGCAGCCACCUCGAACGCACCAUUAAUCGUUUCCUGGUGCAGCUCCAAACGAGCAUCGGACAACCGUUGCUGGCGUGCGGCGUCAUCGAUUUGGACACGCUGGCAAUGGGUGGGUUUAUCGGCGUGCUGAUGGCCAUUGUGAUAUUCCUAAUUCAAAUCGGACUUGGGAAUAAAUCACUAAUGGGAGUUGCGCUCAAUCAAUCAAGCUGGAUAUAUGUUUGAAUAAA